This is a messenger RNA of Paramecium tetraurelia, 4566 nucleotides long. RefSeq lists its product as uncharacterized. NCBI's taxonomy places the organism in Eukaryota, Ciliophora, Oligohymenophorea, Peniculida, Parameciidae. The transcript is spliced from 2 exons. The record is from RefSeq and is a predicted model, not a curated record.
AUGAAGAAAACCUUAAUAACAUUCUUGUUGUUGAUGGUUGUGGUUAUCUCUACGAAAAUAGAAGCAUCAGAGCUUAGAACUCAAGGGAUGACCUACACUGAAGCAUAAAAUCUAGAUGUUUCUCGUUUAAAUUGCCACAUCGAUUUUGAAUACACGAUUGGGGAGUUGGCAAGAUGGGUUGAUAUUAUAGAUAAUCGAGAUCAAUUGAUCAAAGAUCUUGCAAUAAUUAAUUAAGUGAUAAGCAUCGUGGAAAAAGCAAAAGGAUCAAUAUCUGUGAUUCAUUCCUCUAUGCUUUUGCAAAUAUAAAGUAAAGUGAGUAAAUCACUCCAAAGUGUAUUUAUAUAAAACAAAUGGGCAGCUUGUAAAGUAGAGGAUGCCCUUGAAUAUGUGGCAUAAUUAAAUGGCACUUAAAGUAUUCAUUUUGAUUAUCACUUAGCAAUUGAGGAGAAGAUUGCUUUAGCGAAUAAAAUCAUAGCCCAAUUGAGGCAGACCUAGGAUUAGAUUCACUAAUACUUGGAUUAAUGCUCAUAUGCAAAACGUACUCAAGGAUUGAGAUAGAAGAUAAGUUAGCUUCAAACAUUAAAGAGAGUAUGUGACCAAGAAAUAAAGAAGCCAACAAUAAUUAUAGAUAACGAUCCUGAUGACGAGGUAUUAAAUUUUGAUGAGGAGCCAGAAGAAACAAUUUAUUAUUAUUUUGAAGAGGAAGACGUUGAGACUCCUCCCGAUUACAUUUAUCAUGAACCUCAACAUUACACCUAUCCAACAUAUUAGGAUGAGACCAAAAAACCAUAAAAAAAAUAAGUUAAGAAGAUAGUGCCAAAAGAAGUAGUUGAUGAAAUCAAAGGAAAUAAAAGAUAUGUAGCCUUGGGUCAUGAGAUUGAAGGAGAAGUGAAGGAUAAUGUGGAUGAAUAAUAAAAUUAAUAAGAAGAGACAUAAUUUGUAGUUUCCCCAGCCAAGGUUAGUAAGAUAGAGGGUCUGAAUAAUGAAGAUGAUGGUAGUGAGAAAACAGAUGGUGAUAAGGAGAAAACAUAAGGAGAAGAAGAAUAAAAAGAAUAAACUAAUGGAGAGGAAACUAACGAAAACACUGGAUCUGAAUAAGAGUAGAUAAUAGUUGAAACUCAUGAUAAACCCUUAACAUAAGAUGAAUCUGAAAUAAAAGAGAAUGUAACUAUUGAUGAAUCUAAAAAUGUCACUGUCGAUGAGACUAAAGCUGGAAAUGCUGAUGAUGAUGAUACUACUACUGAAGUUAAGAUCACAACAGUUCAUAAGACUGAAUAAACUGAUAAUGAAAGUGAUGAAACAAAAGAUACAGACAGUUAAGAAUAAGAAUCCACUGAGGAAUCUACAGAUGAAUAAACAUAGAAAGAAACUACUUAAUAAUCUUAAGGAACAGAAACAACUCAUGAAUCAGGAUCAAGUACAGAAAAUGAAGGAGAUGUGGUUGUUGAUAAUUAAUCUAAAAGUUAAGAUGAUGAACAUGUUAUUUCAAUUGGAUCAUCAAGGGUUGAACAUAAAAAGGAUGUUUAAAAAUAAGAAGGUGAAGUAUAAUAAGAGGGUGAAGUAUAAUAAGAAGAGGGUGAAGUAUAAUAAGAAGAAGCUGAAGUAAAAUAAGAAGAAGGUGAAUAAAAAUAAGAAGAAGCUGAAGUAUAAUAAUAAGAAGCUGAAUAAAAAUAAGAAGAAAGUGAGUAAAAGUAAGAAGAAAGUGAAUAAAAGUAAGAAGAAGGCGAAUAAAAGUAAGAAGAAAGUGAAUAAAAGUAAGAAGAAGGACAUACCCAUGAAUAAAGUGAAGAUCACAAGGAUUCUCAAAAGAACUAAAAUGAUGAGAAGAAAAUAAAAAAACAAAAGAUUAGUGAUGAUCGUUCAUUAAAGAUCUAAUCAUUAAGAGAAGAACCAAAUCCAAAUGAACCAACAUAAUUUUAACCACCAAAACAUCGGGCUAAUUCAGGUCGUGUUUAAGAAAGAAAAGUCGUAGCUGUAAAUACAAAAUAUUAAAAUUCUGACUUCGAUGGUGAACCAACAGAAUAAUUCGAAUUCACUGACCGAUCCUUACUUCAAGACUCUUCUGAAUAUGGAUAUGGAUAUUGGGUCAGAUACACAGAACAUGGAGUUAAGGAACAUAGUAGAGAGGAUGGGGAAUACUAUUUCUUAUCAAGAAUGACAAUAAAUGAGGAGUAUGAAGAUUUUUCAUUUUAUGGAGACAGAGCCUUAGCAGUAUUUAUGUUCGAUAAUUCCUUUGUAUUCAGCACAUACGAUACAAGCGAGAAAUUGAAGACUAAAGAUAAGGCAGUAGUAUUAAAUGAAAACAUGGACAGUAUGUGGUAUUUCGUUAUGUUCUCUUACAGUAAUCCAUUAAGAAAAGCUGUUGGUUAUAUUGCAAGUUAUGGGGAAGGUAAUGGAAUAUAUAGAGUGGAAAUAGAUGGUACUCACAUUCCACCUUCUUAUAUCAAACUCAUAUUUGGUGGUAAACAUAUGGAUUAUCAUGGAUUAAAUGGACAAUUUGCAAAUAUCUUCUUUGAUAUUGAUGCUCCAGCAUUUGUCGAUGGAGAUGAAGCCUUGGAUGAAAUCCUCAACACCUUGAGUAAUCCUCCUUAGAGUGUUCCUGCUAUGAUAGAUGAAACUGUAGUUUAGAAACCUAAACAUUUGAAUGGAAAUGAUAAAGGAGAGUAGUACCACUUUGAUCCAUAAGAAUCUUAAUUGAUCAUAGAAGAAUAUGCAGUUGGUUUAUGGUUUAGAUGGAUCGAUGACUUAAAAGUGGAUGAACCAAAUACAUUUUAGUUGAUUAAUUUGAGAUCGAACAAAGUCAAAUCUGCAGGAAAAGGAGUCUUAGGAGAUAGAGCAUUAGAAGUACAUUAUACAUAUGGUGGUGGUGCAAAGAGUACAGUCUACUUCAACACUUAUACAACUAAGGGUAAUAGAGCUAAGGGAUAACCAUACUUAUCAAAGACAGUAGAAAGUGUUGAGUUCAUUUGGACUUAUGUUUACUUUGGAUAUGAUAAUGAUGGAGGACGUGCCUAUGGUGCAGUGAUUAAACCAGGACUAGUGGGAGAAGUUAAAUUUGAAGGCAUCUAACACAAAUUGGUUAACAGUUUGAGUGUUACUUUAGGUGGUGAUGAUGUCAUAUCCCCAUUCAAUGGUAUGAUUGGAUAUGUUGGUAUUUACCUUGGAACAGGAGCAUACAGAGAAUGUUUAGAAUUUGAGAUGACGUUCAAUGAUUGGGAAGGAGUCAUGGGAGUGUAUUAAGUCGGUAAGCCAAUCACUUACAUUGCUGGAGAUGCUAAUUAAGCUAGAGAUGUAGCAUAUGAUGCUUCAGAAAAUGUUGUGGAUAAAAUUAUAAUUCAUAAUGAGGAGGGAAUGAAAAUUAAUGGGUAAAGUGAAUAUGGUUUUGGAUUAUGGACUAGAUGGUUGAGUACAUUGCCUAAAUAUUUGAAUAAGAGAGCACCAGUACAUACUAUUGCUAGAAUGGGUACUUAAGGUUAUGUUAUUGAAUCUAUUGAUGGUAAAUUAGUUAGAUCUAAUGCUAACAGACCAAGUACUCCUAAGGAUACUACUUUGUCAAUUUCUUUGACUCCAGAUUCUUAUGAAUUCUAAACUUUGGAAUUGAAAGAUGAUAUUGAGUUUUCUUAAUUAGAAGGACAUUGGAAUUAUGUCUACUUUGGAUAUAUUAGACAUGGUGAUUAGGGAUUGGCCAAAGGAUACGUUCAAUUUGGUGUUGAUGGUGAAGUUGAUGAAGUAAUUUUCGACACUUUCCAUGAUUAUUUACUUGAGUAUGUUGAAUUCAUAGUUGGCAAAACCUCAGCUCCAUUAUUCAAUGGUGAAAUGGCAAGAAUAUCAUUUUCAUUUGGACCUGGAUCAUUCAUACCCACAAUGGAUACAUUAAAAAUCUUUAUUCAGAAUACUCUACCAGAAAAGGCUCAGAUUCAUCCAGUGGCCAGACAAACUUUAUAAUUGGUGGGAGCACCUCAAUAGCUUAAGGAAGAACCUAUUCAAUUCGAAUUCGACAAGUAUUAAGGAGCAGAAGAAUAUGCUAUUUCAGGAUGGGUCAGAUGGAGUGGUCCACUUGUCACUGGUAAAGUGUCUCAUCUCAUAACGAUGGCUUAGAAGAGAUUGGAGGAUUUGGAUGGUAAGAAUGAAGAGACCUUACAAAUAGUCAGAGGAGAUCAAGCCUUCACUUUCAUUACCUAUAGUCAACAUGAAGGUGAAUACAAAUUGGCUACUUAAGAUGAAGCCUAUGGGGAAUAUGCUGAUCAAUGGACAUACAUUUAUUAUGGAUUUUCUUAAUCGAAACAAUAGACUUAUGGUUAUUUGAAAUUUACAUUUACAGAGAGCGAAUUUAGAUAAGAAAAGGUUAAUCACUUUUAUUUGGCUGUGUUCUCUGUAUUGAUCUAAGAGAAAUAACAAUACACUUAAUUUAUUGGCCAAAUUAAAACAUGGGUUAUUAAUAUUGGAGAUGGAGCAUUCAGAGAGGGAGGAUUUGAUGAAAAUGAAAAUAUUAAAGUUCAUUUCGGAUUCGUCAGCGGAACCGAUCAUUAUCAAAUUACAAUAGGCUGGAUAAGAAGCACAUCAUGA